AUGAGGCCUGAGAACCAGAGCACCGUGUCUGAAUUCCUCCUCCUGGGGCUCCCCGUCCGGCCGGAGCAACAGGGCAUGUUCUUCUCCCUGUUCCUGGGCAUGUACCUGACCACGGUGCUGGGGAACCUGCUCAUCAUCCUGCUCGUCAGGCUGGACCCUCGCCUCCACACCCCCAUGUACUUCUUCCUCAGCCACUUGGCCUUCUCUGAUGUCUCUUUCUCAUCUGUCAUCGUCCCAAAGAUGUUGAUGGACAUGCAGGCUAGUGACAAAUCCAUCCCCUAUGAGAGGUGCAUUUCACAGAUGUAUUUUUACAUACUUUUUGUUUGCUUGGAUGAUUUCCUUCUUGCAUUGAUGGCAUAUGACAGGUUUGUGGCCAUCUGUCAUCCCCUCCACUAUAUCACCAUCAUGAGGGAGGAGCUGUGUUUCUUAUUGGUGGUUGGGUCUUGGUUCCUCUCUAGUGUCCAUGCCCUGUUGCAUACCCUUCUCCUGUCCCACUUGUCCUUCUGUACUGACAACAAUAUCCCAAACUUCUUCUGUGAUCUCACUGCCCUCCUGAAGCUUACCUGUUCAGACACUUGCCUCAAUGAACUAGUUGUCUUAAUUGAGGGGGUGGGGGGGGCGCUGAUUGUCCUCUUGACACUGAGUGCUAUUUUUGGCUCUUAUGUUAGCAUUGGGGCCACCGUCCUGAAGGUUCCUUCCACCAAGAGGAUCUGCAAAGCCUUGUCCACCUGUGGUUCCCAUCUCUUUGUGGUGUUUCUGUACUAUGGAACUGUUGCAAUUAUUUACUUCUUUCCUGCAUCAAACAAUUCCAAAGUCAAGGACAUAAUUGCUUCAGUUAUGUACACGGUGGUGAUCCCCAUGCUGAACCCAUUCAUCUACUGCCCGAGAAACAGAGACAUAAAAUUGGCUCUGAGAAUACUUUACAGAAGGAGGAUUUUUUUAUCCUUCCUAGGUUCCUGA
This is a messenger RNA of Orycteropus afer afer, 960 nucleotides long. The record is from RefSeq and is a predicted model, not a curated record. Lineage: Eukaryota; Metazoa; Chordata; Mammalia; Tubulidentata; Orycteropodidae.